AUGCAAAUUUUCUCCCUCUUUUCGAUGACAAUGUCGAAAGAACGGAAAAGCUACUCUACGGAUCCAUUGUCAGAUGUAGCAAAAGCAGAAAUUUUAAGUGAUAAAACACGUAAAUUACUGUGUGGUAAUACUACACGUAAGAUCAUUGAAAUGUUAUCAACACAAAUUGAACGUUGUGACAUUAAAUUAUGUAUUGAAUUAUAUAAUUUAUUCAAUGUUCGAAUAAUUAAUCGAAGUUCGCUUAUUCAAUUUUAUCAUCUUUUACAACAAUUAUCUGAUAAAGUUGGACGACGAAGUAGUGGAUUUGCAAUUCAACAUACGUUAAAAAAGCCACUUAUUACACAAGUAGAAUGUUUACUAGAAGCUAUAGAAAAGCUUGAAAGAACAGCAUUUGCAAUUGAAUUAAAUGAUUCAAUUCGUUUUGAUGAAUAUUCAUCAGCCGGACAUCUCAUUCCACUAGAAUAUGCUUUGAAUGAAAGCUCCAGAAUAUUUUUGGAAAAUAUUGAAUCAAAUGAAAUUGAUAGUUCAGUUUCACUGAUAUGGAUUGGACUAUUUUUUACAUCCAUAGCUAAAAGUAUGCUUAGUAGGGUUUAUGUACGUAUUAUAAACCCUAAUUUGAAAAAUCUUCAAGAAAUAAAUAAUGAAGAAUUCACAAAUUGUGUUUUAGAAAAAGAUGAUGGACUUGAUCUUAAAUUUUGUAUUGAUACAGCAUCAUUUGAAUCGACAAUUGCAUUAAGCAUUACAAAUUUUAAUAAAUCAAAGAAAGAAGCCAAUCAAGUUUCAACAAAUCUUUCAAAAAUAUUUUCAUUUCUUUCUGAAAUUGAUAAAUUCUUUGUGAAGUGA
This is a messenger RNA of Didymodactylos carnosus, 843 nucleotides long. The record is from the annotation of a GenBank genome assembly. Lineage: Eukaryota; Metazoa; Rotifera; Eurotatoria; Philodinida; Philodinidae.